Molecule: messenger RNA, 720 nt
Organism: Diospyros lotus (date-plum)
Lineage: Eukaryota; Viridiplantae; Streptophyta; Magnoliopsida; Ericales; Ebenaceae
Exons: 1
Coding region: 1-720 (239 amino acids)
Source: RefSeq, a predicted model, not a curated record
AUGGAGAAACCCUUGCCGAGAAAGUUCAAGAUGCCUCAAAUAAAUCCUUAUUCAGGCAGGGACGACCCUUAUGAUCACAUGCAAAACUAUGAAUCUUUAAUGAUGAUUCAUGGAUGGGACAACGAGAUAAUGUGCAGGGCAUUUCCAUUAACCCUAACUGGGCACGCUCAGGCCUGGUUUAACGGCUUACUCGAAGCAUCCAUCUCUUCACUCGGCCAGCUAAAAACAGAGUUUAUCAAAGCAUUCAUUAUUAACAGUCAGAGAAAAAAAGAUGCGACAUAUCUGCUUAGCAUUCGACAAGGGAAUAAAGAAACCCUACGCCACUACGUGGACAGAUUUCAGAAUGCCACACUUGAGAUCUGUAAUUUACCGAUUGAAAUGGCACUGUCUGCUAUGUUCCAAGGGACACGACUAACCCCUUUGGAAGAAUCAUUGUCUCUAGACCCUCUGAAAUCUCUAGCAAACCUGUUUAUUAGGGCUAAUAAGUACAUACUCCAUACGGAGAUGAUGAGAAUGGUAAGGGGAAAUGAAGAUGGGGAGCGGAAAAGAAAGGAGCGAGAUAUUGAAGAAGACCUUAAUCGGCGACAAGAGAGGACCAGAAGACUAGAUGAUGUCAGGCCCCAGUUCAAUCACUAUACCUGGCUCACCCAAUCUCGGUCUACCAUAUUAGCAGCCAUAGAAGGAUCAAGCCUAAUCAGGCUUCCAAAAAAGGUGGAUUGA